GUCAUUAAAAGAAAAAAGAAAAAAAAAAAAAAGACAGCAGAAGAAGAAGUUGUGUAAGCCGCUGCUGGGCCAAGUAAAUUGACACUUGGAGCACCAAAAAAGCACGUCAAUCGCACUCAUUUUAGCCACGAUCGUUGCACAGCUCGGUUCCGCUGCCUGCUCUCCCGCUUGCUGCCUGCCGCUUACCACCGUAUAUACUCAUAUAUAACUAGUGGUCGAAAGAAGGCAGCAAUCUGGACGCACGGACUAUCGCCUAUCGACCGCUGAACCUGGGCGGGCAGCCGCUUAUGGCCGAGCUGCCUACAACGCCAAACGGCGCUGCCCUCGGCGCUGGUGGCGAUUAUCUGCAUCGUUCCAUCGACCAGCUGCGCACACUCAGCCAUCUGACGCAGGCGGAUCUGCGCACUGCGCAGCUGGUCCACGAUUACAAGCCCUUCAACAUCAGCGAGUUCCGCCAGAACGUUGAGCGUCUGGACUACUCCCUGAAGAACGGUCUCGUCCAGCAGCAGCAAAUACUUGUCGAACAGCAUCAGCCAACGCAUCAGCAUGAUCCCGACCAACAGCAACAGCAGCAGCAGCAGCAACAGCAAUCUCAGCAGCCGCAACAGCAGCAGCAGCAGUUGCAUCAUCAGCCGCAGCUAAAGGGCAACUAUAGUGCGCCCAGUUCGCCACCAACGCCGACACAGCUCAGCGAGCAGCAGGAGCAGAAAUAUGAUCCGAGUCGAUCGCCAUCGCGUCAGCAGGGCAGCAAUGGCAGCAACGGCUCAUCGCCGGAGGAUCAGCGCCAGGGGGAACAGACAAAGCCGUACAAGUGCGGAUCAUGCAGCAAAUCGUUUGCCAACUCAUCGUAUCUGUCGCAGCACACUCGCAUCCAUUUGGGCAUCAAGCCGUACCGCUGCGAGAUCUGUCAGCGCAAGUUCACCCAAUUGUCGCACCUACAGCAGCACAUACGCACCCAUACGGGCGAUAAGCCGUACAAGUGCCGGCAUGCCGGCUGCCCCAAGGCCUUCUCACAGCUGUCGAAUUUGCAGUCGCAUUCGCGAUGCCAUCAGACGGACAAACCCUUCAAAUGCAACUCGUGCUACAAGUGCUUUGGCGAUGAGGUGACGCUGCUCGAGCACAUACCCAAGCACAAGGACUCGAAGCAUCUGAAGACGCACAUCUGUCAGCUGUGCGGCAAGUCCUACACGCAGGAGACCUAUCUCCAAAAGCAUCUGCAGAAGCACGCCGAGAAGGCGGAAAAACAGCAGCAACGACACACGGCACCAGCCGUUGCCAAUCUGCAGCAGCAUGUGCCCGCCGGCGGCAUUGGACUGAAUCUGCAGCGUCAGGCCAUGAGCGAUGCCAAUGCCGUGUAUUGGGCUAAAAUGGGCGCGGAUAGCGCCGCCGCCACUCUAGCGGAGGCUAUACAACAGCAGCUGCCGCAGGCUAACGGCACCACGUAUGCCAACUUUGCAACACUCCAGCAGCAUCAGCAGCAGCAACAUCAGCAGCAGGAGCUGCUGCAGCAGCAUCAUCAGCGCUUGGCCAACGGCGGUGGCGAAACGCCUGGUCAUUCGCAUAGUCCGCACGAUGAGGCCGGUGAGGAUUUGGUGUUGCGUCAAACCACUCCACAACAUCAUCUCCAGCAGCAGCAGCAGCAACAACAACAGCAGCAGCAGCAACAACAACACCAGCAGCAGCAACAACAGCAGGCGGCCCAUUCGCAUUCACCCGGACCCGGCUCCUCUGCCUUUACACCGCUGAGUGCGAGCGUUGGCCCGCCCCCUUCGCAUCUACAGCAGCAUCGUGGGCCGCCUUCAGCUACCGCCGCUUAUCUUUACCAGCAGAAUGCCGCUGCCGCCGCUGCAGCGUUUCCCACGCAACUAAUCUCGCUGCAUCAGAUUCGCAACUAUGCCCAUCAGCCCGGGGCUGGGCUCAUUCCCAGCGAUCAUUUGGCGCUCGGCCUCAGUGCCAUGUCCAAGGAAAAGGCGCAAUAGUAUCGGGCCACUGCCGCCCACAAAAGGCAGCCAAAAGAGCAACAGCUACGAUGACAACAAUAGGCUUAAGUUUGCUAGUAAGUUAGCUUUAGUUUAGGACGAGGCUAAAUGCGAUGUACUGUCAACGAUUUGGUUACUUGCCAUCCUUGAUGUAGCACAGCAUAGCAAAGUGUGCAACCUGAUUAUGAUGCCAAAAUACUGUGCUGUGCUACAUUGAUGCAUUUUCACAAAUUCCAUUAACCCUCUCAGCACUGCCUCACACGAAACAAAAAAGACCAUAGUUAAACCAGGUAUUGACAGCAGCUCUAUACACCGCAGCCUCCGUUUGGACUAUGUUUAUCCAAACACAACUCAGGACUUUUCAAUUUAGCUUUUAACACAAAUCUAUAACUUUUAAGCAAUAUUUACAAUGGGAGGAUAAAUCACGAGAAAAAAAGCUCUAAACCACUUGAUAUUUUGUGUGGUUUACAGUUUUUGGUCACAUAUUAUGCAUCUUAAGUCUGUACAACAACCUAUAAUAUAGAGUAUCAUAGGUGCCGUACAAAGUACUGCGAUAGUUCUGUAUACACACACAAUUGUACAUACGUACAAGUCAACGUAUCAACGUAGUUAAUACAAUCAUCAAAUUUGUAUCUAAUUAAAUUAAGCUAAAAACUCGUAUCAAUAUUGAAUAAGGACUUUUUAUAUAUUUAUGCGACUUGGAAGCAGAGUUGACGGCCGAAGUUUAUUUAAAGCAAAACAAUGUAUAAAAAUAAAAUAAAAAAAUAAUGAAUAAAA
Drosophila grimshawi is the source of this 2756-nucleotide messenger RNA. RefSeq names its product zinc finger protein squeeze. Lineage: Eukaryota; Metazoa; Arthropoda; Insecta; Diptera; Drosophilidae. The transcript has 2 exons. Gene Ontology annotation, biological process: regulation of transcription by RNA polymerase II. The coding region runs from base 288 to 1979 and encodes 563 amino acids. The record is from RefSeq and is a predicted model, not a curated record. Gene Ontology annotation, molecular function: DNA-binding transcription factor activity; RNA polymerase II cis-regulatory region sequence-specific DNA binding.